Messenger RNA from Pocillopora meandrina, 6714 nucleotides. Lineage: Eukaryota; Metazoa; Cnidaria; Anthozoa; Scleractinia; Pocilloporidae. The record is from the annotation of a GenBank genome assembly.
AGGUGAAGAAAUGCCGGCCCCAGGAGGAUUAUAUCAAGGUUACUGAUUAAAAUGAAUUGUUUUUUCUAUUUAUGUAAAUUGGAUAAGUUUUUAUAUUUAUUUAUACAUUAUUUUCUUAAGCUUGCCUAUCCUAACGUCAGCAUUUCAAGAUUAUGCCUAUGUAAAAAGUUAUCUUCCGUGUUUACAUUGUUUCCCGGGGGGGAGUGAGUUGUUUCCCACCAUGGGUUCAUUCUCGAGUCCCUUAUUCACUUGUAAAAGCUAAGAGACUAAAAUAUGAUGACUGGAAUAAAACCUAAGUGGGCGGUUUGGCGUGUGCGUCAGAUUUUGAUUUUUUGUCUUUCACCGAGGCUCAUCCGAUGGAGUUUUGAGCUUUCUGACCUCCAAUCUGUCAUUGCGAAGCUCACCUUCUACAUUUAUUAUUUUCUUGUUUUCAGGUGAUGCGCCUCAGAGAAGGGAAGAAAAAGGUUCGUUGUCCAUCCUCUUAUUCACUUGCGUAGCUUAUAGACUGAUUAUAAAUAUCUUGGAUACAGCCUGUCAAGCGGGCGGUUUAUUAUGUGCUCUAAAGCUUUAUAAGAAUGCCGCCGUGAAAAAGAGCGAAAAGAUCAGAGAGGCUUGGGACUGAAAAUAAUGGCAGCGUACAAGGGGCUCCAUGAGAACUUUGCAAGAAAAUGAGAGUCAAAAAUAAAUGAAUGUAUAAAAACAUGCAUGUCAUUAAUAAAGAAUCACCUGCAUGAUAAAUGAUUAACACCAUACCUGAGGUUUGGGUGGUGAGUUAUACGCAAGAAUGAAUUCGCCAAAUUUGCAAAGUGCUGUUAAGAAAAUCGAUCAUUUUGUCCUCUGCCAGGGCUCGCCCCAGUUGGUUUUGCUAUCAAAUUUUGUCUACAAGUCUUGCAUCACUGCGAAAUUCAGCUUACUAAAUUCUUACUUGCUUGUUUUCAGGUAAAGAAAUGCCGGCCCCAGGAGGAUUAUUCCUUAGACAUUUUCAAGGUUACUGAUUAAAUUGAUUUGUUUUUGAUAUUUAUGUAAAGUAGAUAUGAUUUUGAUAUUUAUUUAUAUACUAUUUUCUUAAGCUUGCCUAUUGUAAUGUCUGCAUUUUAAAAUUAUGUCUAUGUAAAAAGUUAUUUCCCGUGUUUACACUGUUUCCUUGGGGGGGUUGGUUCCCUCCAUGGGUUCAUAUUCAAUUGUAUAGCUAAUAGACUAAAAAUGAUAAUUGGAAUAAAACUUCCUGAGUGAGGUGUUUGGCGUGUGUGUCAGAGUUGCAAAGACGCGAAAAAGAGCGCAAAGACGCUUGGGAUGGAAAAUUAUGGUGGCUAUAUUGGAACUCGAUUGAACUUUGCGUGACAUCCUAAGAAUAGCCGAGAAGUGGACAGUUUGAAAAUAAGAAGCCAAGAAAAAGAACAUGGCUAUAAACUCAAAACAUACAAUGAAAAAAUAAUCACUAAUACAAUAGGUAUAACUGACAUGCUAUCUUGCUAUCGUAAUGCCGGUUACAUUUCAGAAUUGUUUUUAAGUAAAAGCUCUGUAAGACGGUUGAUAACUUUGUCUUUCGCCUCUUGUUUUCAGGUGACGCACCUGAGAAAAGGGAAGAACAAGGUUUGUUGUCGAUCAUUAACUCAAAUCAUUUAGUCGAGAAUCACAUAUUGCGAAGCUCACCUUGUUAAUUUAUCAUUUGCUCGUUUUCAGGCGAUGCGUCCCAGAAAAGGAGAGAAAAAGGUUUAUUGUCGAUCCUCUUAUUGAUUCACUUGCCUAGUUUAUAGACUAAUGAUAACUAUCUUGGAUAGAGCCUGCCAAGCGGGCAGUUUAUUAUGUCCUCUAAAGUUUUAGAAGAAUGCCGCCGCGAAAAAGAGCGCUUAGAUCUGAGAGGCUUUGGACUGAAAAUAAUGGCAGCGUAAUAGGCGCUCGAUGAGAAAUCUGCGUGACAUACCGUGGCCAAGAACGUAAUGGCAUCGUAAUGCCGGUUACAUUUCAGAAUUGUUUUUAAGUAAAAGCUCUGUAAGACGGUUGAUAACUUUGUCUUUCGCCUCUUGUUUUCAGGUGACGCACCUGAGAAAAGGGAAGAAAAAGGUUUGUUGUCGAUCAUUAACUCAAAUCAUUUAGUCGAGAAUCACAUAUUGCGAAGCUCACCUUGUUAAUUUAUCAUUUGCUCGUUUUCAGGCGAUGCGUCCCAGAAAAGGAGAGAAAAAGGUUUAUUGUCGAUCCUCUUAUUGAUUCACUUGCCUAGUUUAUAGACUAAUGAUAACUAUCUUGGAUAGAGCCUGCCAAGCGGGCAGUUUAUUAUGUGCUCAAAAGUUUUAUAAACAUGCCGCCGCGAAAAAGAGCACUAAGAUCUGAGAGGCUUUGGACUGAAAAUAAUGGCAGCGUAAUAGGCGCUCGAUAAGAACUCGGCGUGACCUACCGUGGCCAAGAACGUAAUGGUAUCGUAAUGCCGGUUACAUUUCAGAAUUGUUUUUAAGUAAAAGCUCUGUAAGACGGUUGAUAACUUUGUCUUUCGCCUCUUGUUUUCAGGUGACGCACCUGAGAAAAGGGAAGAACAAGGUUUGUUGUCGAUCAUUAACUCAAAUCAUUUAGUAGAGAAUCACAUAUUGCGAAGCUCACCUUGUUAAUUUAUCAUUUGCUCGUUUUCAGGCGAUGCGUCCCAGAAAAGGAGAGAAAAAGGUUUAUUGUCGAUCCUCUUAUUGAUUCACUUGCCUAGUUUAUAGACUAAUGAUAACCAUCUUGGAUAGAGCCUGCCAAGCGGGCAGUUUAUUAUGUGCUCAAAAGUUUUAUAAGCAUGCCGCCGCGAAAAAGAGCACUAAGAUCUGAGAGGCUUUGGACUGAAAAUAAUGGCAGCGUAAUAGGCGCUCGAUGAGAACUCGGCUUGACCUACCGUGGCCAAGAACCUAAUGGUAUCGUAAUGCCGGUUACAUUUCAGAAUUUUUUUUAAAUAAAAGCUCUGUAAGACGGUUGAUAACUUUGUCUUUCGCCUCUUGUCUUCAGGUGACGCACCUGAGAAAAGGGAAGAAAAAGGUUUGUUGUCGAUCAUUAACUCAAACCAUUCAGUAGAGAAUCACAUAUAUCACCGAGGUUUUACACCACAUGUUAGGUAUGUGAAUUAGUCAUUGGCAAAUAUGUUUCAGUCAUAUUUGUAAAACUCUGUUAAGACAAAUGAUCAUUUUCUCCUCCGCCGUGGCUUAUCCUUGCGGUUUUUGCCACCAGAUUUUGUCUUCAUGUCUUGGAUCAUUGCAUCAUUGCGAAGCUCACCUUGUUAAUUUAUCAUUUGCUCGUUUUCAGGCGAUGCGUCCCAGAAAAGGAGAGAAAAAGGUUUAUUGUCGAUCCUCUUAUUGAUUCACUUGUGUAGCCUAUAGACUAAAGAUAAAUAUCUUGAAUAAAGCCUGCCAGGCGGGUGGUUUAUUAUGUGCUCCAAAAUUUUAUGAGAAUGCCGCAGCGAAAAAGAGCAAAAAGACCUGAGGGGCUUGGGACUGAGAAUAAUGGCAGCGUACUAGGAGCUUCAUAAGAACUUUGCGUGAAAAUGAGAGUCAAAAUAAAGGAAUGCAUAAGAGACAUGCAUGUCAUUAAUAAAGAAUCACCUACCUGAUAAAUGAUUAACACCAUGCUUGAGGUUUGGAGGCGAGUUAUUCGCAAGAAUGUAUCCGCCAAAUUUGCAAAGUACUGUUAAGAAAAUCGAUCAUUUUGUCCUCUGCCAGGGCUCGCCCCAGUUGGUUUUGUUAUCAGAUUUUGUCUACAAGGCUUGCAUCACUGUGAAACUCAGCUUACCAAAUUCUUAUUUGCUUGUUUUCAGGUGAAGAAAUGCCGGCCCCAGGAGGAUUACAUCAAGGUUACUAAUUAAAAUGAAUUGUUUUUUCUAUUUACGUAAAUUGGAUAAGUUUUUUAUAUUUAUCUAUACAUUAUUUUCUUAAGCUUGCCUAUCCUAACGUCAGCAUUUCAAGAUUAUGCCUAUGUAAAAAGUUAUCUUCCGUGUUUACAUUGUUUCCCGGGGGGAGUGAGUUGUUUCCCACCAUGGGUUCAUUCUCGAGUCCCUUAUUCACUUGUAAAAGCUAAGAGACUAAAAUAUGAUGACUGGAAUAAAACCUAAGUGGGCGGUUUGGCGUGUGCGUCAGAUUUUGAUUUUGUCUUUCACCGAGGCUCAUCCGAUGGAGUUUUGAGUUUUGUGACCUCCAAUCUGUAUCAUUGCGAAGCUCACCUUCUAUAUUUAUUAUUUUCUUGUUUUCAGGUGAUGCGCCUCAGAGAAGGGAAGAAAAAGGUUUGUUGUCCAUCCUCUUAUUCACUUGCGUGGCUUAUAGACUGAUGAUAAAUAUCUUGGGUACAGCCUGUCAAGCGGGCGGUUUAUUAUGUGCUCUAAAACUUUAUAAGAAUGCCGCCGUGAAAAAGAGCGAAAAGACCAGAGAGGCUUGUGACUGAAAAUAAUGGCAGCGUACUGGGAGCUCGAUGAGAACUUAGCGUGAAAGUGACAGUCAAAAAUAAAUGAAUGCAUAAAAAACAUGCAUGUCAUUAAUAAAGAAUUACCUACAUGAUAAAUGAUUAACACCAAACUUGAGGUUUGGGUUCGCAAGAAUGUAUUCGCCAAAUUUGCAAAGUACUGUUAAGAAAAUCGAUCAUUUUGUCCUCUGCCAGGGUUCGCCCCAAUUGGUUUUGCUAUCAGAUUUUGUUUACAAGUUUUGCAUCUCUGCAAAGUUCAGCUUACUAAAUUCUUACUUGCUCGUUUUCAGAAGAAAUGCCAGCCGAUGGAAAAAUAUUUCUCAGGCGAUUUCAAGGUAACUGAUUAAAAUAAUUUGUUUUUGCCAAUUGUAUAAAAUAGAUAUGAUUUUGAAGUUUAUUUAUAUAUCAUUAUUAUAAGCUUGCCUAUUGUAAUGUCUUCAUUUUAAGAUUAUGUCUAUGCAAAAAGUUAUUUUCCGUGUUUACGCUGUUUCCUUUGGAGAGGGGGGGUGGGGGUUUGGCUCCCUCUAUGGAUUCAUUUUCGAGUCCCUUAUUCACUUAUAUAGCUAAUCGAUUAACAAAUGAUAACUUGGAUAAAACCUCCUUGGUAGACGGUUUGGCGUGUGCGUCAGACUGGCAAAGACACAAAAAGAGCGCAAAGACGCUUGGGAUGAAAAAUUAUGGUGGCCUAAGAGAGACUCGAUUGGAGGUUUGCGUGACAUCCUAAGAACGGCUGGGAAGGGGACAGUUUGAAAAUGAGAAGCCAAGAAAAAAAACACGGGAAUAAAUUCAAAACAUUUAAUAAAUAAAGAAUCAUUAAUACAAUAGGUAUAUAAUUGACUUGCUAUCUUGCUAUGGUAAUGCCGUGUGCAUUUUAGUAUUGUAUUUAACCAAAAGCUCUGUAAGACAAUCGAUGAUUUUGUCCUUCGCCGAGGCUCAUCUCGUGGAGUUUGAUAUUACUUUUCGUCCGCAAGUCUCAAAUCAUUGUGAAACUGAGCGUACUAAAUUCUUACUUGUUUUCAUCUGCUCAAGGCGACGUUCCCACCGAGAGGAGACAGGAAUCCUUGCAGCGAUGUAAGGAUUGCCUAUUCUAAUUAUUUGGUUUUGUUUUUCUAUGAAGACUGAUGUAAUUUUAUGAAUUUAAUGUUUAUAUUAUUGUCAUUAUUUGCAGAAUUUCUACUGUAGUGUAAACAUAUUUUGAUUUUAUCGUGCAUAGGGGGAAUUUUUCUAUGUUUAUAAAGGGCAUUCGCAUCGAGAAAUAAAGUUUUGAUGUCUUCGAUCCCCCGAAGUGAUUAUGGCUUGCAUCAAGAUGAGAUAUUCUUUCUUCAAGAAAACAAGUCAACGUACCGCAUUUCCUCAGAAACUGCAAACUUACACUUAACUUAGGGAAGAAGUAUCGUUCAGAAAUCACUCUAUUUGAUUAUUCUCUCCAAAAAGCAGACUAGGUUUUCGAAAACUGUCUCGAUUAUGGAUGCUUCAAUCCGCAGCUUCUUUUUUCAGUUCUUUUUUUAUUAACUCUGGUGACCCAGUGAGGAAAUAUGUGCUGUUCAGAAAGACAUUUUUGACUCAAAGGAUGACUUAAGUGCUAAGCAAAGCAGUAGCUGUCUAUGAACCAAAACGCGCUCUUUGCGGGUGCGACCAGGUUACUGAGUUGUUUUCAAAAUGGCGGCGUCCAUUGACGGGUAUCCAACACAUCUAAAGACAAUUCCAACGAUUAAGCAACUCUUUGGAAUCUCAAAACUGCAAUUUUGAACUUCUCUUAUGCUUUCCUUUGCAUACAUUGUCAAGCCUAAAAGAAAUUUAUAUAAAGCCUUUGAAUGAAUAAAACUUAAUGCCUUACUUUUGUAUGCCAGGUAUUAACUUCGUAACUAAUUAAGUUUUGAUGUAUAUGCUCUCUCUAGUGGGUUCGCUGUGCCUGCAUCUAGGAGGGCUUGAAACUUGGGCUGAAGAAUGGGGACCAGAAAAUUAAUAGAUAAGGUAAGUUUUACUUGAAGCUAUGGUCACGCUUGGAAUUUAGCGUGGCGUUUUCCUACAUGAUGCCUUGCAAGGCUAGAAUUGAAAAACAUCAAAUUAAAAAAGCAAUAGCAAUCCGGGCGAUACUAGAGUACUUAGGGAUGUUGAAGAUUUACAAGGAUUGCACGGACAAAUUUCGAUCUCCUCCUUCUUCGAAGUCCGAGAUUAUCAUUAAUAAUUUUUUUCUUUUUUCGCAUUUGCAGGUAUUUACGUUACAGCAAUCAUGGCAAGUAGCUUAGAGGAGGGAGCAAUAAAAUUGUUUCUGUAGUAAAUGUUGCCAUAACCGCA